AUGUCUGAAGGAGAUGAAAGUAAACAAGCCGAAACUAACGGAACAUCUGCGACUUUCGCCAAGAUCAGCAUCAAAAUUCCUUCUUUUUGGAAACCUGACCCCAAAAUAUGGUUUCUUCAGGCUGAAGCCCAAUUCCGAAACGCUGGAAUUACAGCUGAUCAAACAAAAUACGAUUAUGUAGUCAGUUCUAUUGAAACAGUGACAUUGUCACAAAUCUCUGAUAUUCUCACCAAACCACCAGACAACGGCAAAUAUCCAGCCAUUAAAAAAAGGCUUAUUGAAAUUUUUGCCGACUCUGAAACACAGAAAACCCGAAAACUUAUGACCGAAUUAGAACUGGGUGAUAAGAAACCAUCCCAACUUCUCUGCGAAAUGCGUAACUUGGCGGCUGAGAAAGUGCCCGAUGAAUUUUUAAAAACUUUGUGGAUGCAACGACUAUCACUUGAUACGCGGAGCAUUUUAUCUGUAAGCAGUGAUGAUUUGUCCAAAUUGUCUACAAUGGCUGACAAAAUAUGGGAAUUAAAUCCCAAUCCAUCCCAGGUAGCUCGCAUUGUUUUUUCCCCAUUUGAUAACAUUACCUCCGAAGAUUUACAGAAGCAGAUAUCAAACUUGACACUACAGAUAGCAGAAAUGAAUACGCUUAGAAAUUCCAGUCCACAAAGACGACGAUACAGGUCGAAUUCUAGAAAUCGUUUCAAAAAUAACAAUGACCCAAAUAAUUGUUAUUUUCAUCAACGCUUUGGUGAGAGAGCGUACAAGUGCACCCCACCAUGUAAAUACCAGAUCUCGAAACAGGAAAACUGA
Messenger RNA from Stegodyphus dumicola, 804 nucleotides. RefSeq lists its product as uncharacterized. The record is from RefSeq and is a predicted model, not a curated record. Lineage: Eukaryota; Metazoa; Arthropoda; Arachnida; Araneae; Eresidae.